Messenger RNA from Cyclospora cayetanensis, 1833 nucleotides. RefSeq lists its product as uncharacterized. The record is from RefSeq and is a predicted model, not a curated record. Lineage: Eukaryota; Apicomplexa; Conoidasida; Eucoccidiorida; Eimeriidae. The transcript is spliced from 2 exons. Bases 1 to 1833 code for a protein of 610 amino acids.
AUGCUGGCGUGUGGCUCCGCAAACGGCAGCAAUUACCCCAGUGGUAACGGCUGCAGCAGCAACAGGAACGCAUCGCCAACAUUAGCGCCCUCCGAGGCGUCUCUGUAUAUGCCAGCUUCCCUCGCCCACCCACUGCUGCAGAGCAGCUGCAAAAGCAGCACGUGCUCGUGGGGCACUCGAAUCUGGAGUUGCGACAAGGGCAAAACUUGCAGCAACUGCAGCUGCCGCUGCUUGCAGCCGCAGAAGCACGACCUACGCCAGUGGACAAAGCCUGCAGAGGCUCUCAUACAGCAUACAUGCCUGCUUCUUCUGCUUGUCGGAUUCUUCUGCUUCUCGCUUGCGGCGGCUGUAUAUCGGCUGCUGCUAAACUCGGUUGUAGCUCUAGCCCGUAGGCGCACGCUGCGGCAGCAGCCUAGUAGCGUGGUCAAGAAUGCUGUUGUACCUGUGGGAGGAGGAGCUGCAGCACCAGCAGCUGCUCCUCCUCCUCAUUUGCUGAUCGUAUUCAAUAGCAACGAGCUGCUGCUGCUGGCAGCAGCGGAAGCAGCGUGCAGUGCCGCCGCAGCAACCGCAGGAGCAGCUGCUGGCACCAGCGUGUGUGUACAGGAGCUGCUGCUACCAGCGGUUGUUGCUGCGUUUCUUGGGGGCCUUAGCCACUUAACCUUCAGCGAUGCUCCGGGUGUCUGUUCAUUGAAGCAGCACAGGCAGCAGCUGGUGGAGCAGCUGCAGCAGCUAAGUUUGGAGGCAUGGGAAGAGACAAGCGCACCACAGCAGCAGCAACAGCAGGAGCAGCAGCAGAAGAACAGGCCCCUUAACGAAGACUUGUUGGUUCUACACUCACCUAUCUUAAUCUGCGUGCGUCGGGGAGGACGGGAGCAGCAGCGGCAGCAUGAAGGCAAAGGGGAUAUCCUGAAGGUGAGGCUUCUCUGUGGCUGCAGCGCCCUUCCGGAGUUGCUCAAUCUGUACGCUGCAAACAGGCUCACGCGUGUCAGCCGCAGAAACUGUGGCAGCUUCAAUUGCCCUAGCACCCACAGUAGGAAUAGCGCCAGCAGCAGCGGUCAGCAGACUGUCGAAAGAGAGAGCAAUGGGAAUACUCUUCGCCAGGGGAUGCCUAGAUACGGGCACGGAGGCGAGGAGGGCUGCAAGUUUUCGCCGCGCAGUGAGUUGCGGCAGCAAGGCGCUGGUGCUGCAGCAGAGCAGCAUGUGCAAGACGACUGCGUCAGCAGCAGCAACGUGAAUACUGGGAGCGCACAUUAUACGCUUCCGAGCGAAGAGGUAAUUCGUGCCUCUUCUGUAUACGAGCAGCUAUUGACAGGUGGCGAUUUUCCGGUGCCACGGUGUUUGCUGCGGGCAGAGCUUCCUCUGCUGCUCCUCCUGCGCUCUAUUGCCGAGGUAUGCUCAACGGCAACUUGGUAUCUUGCCUGCCGGGUCACUCAGGGUGUAGCCUCACGACUCCUCCUGCGUCAAGACGCUUCGAAGCAGCAUCACAGGAAAGCCUAUGGAGCCACCCUUUGGGAGCUGCCCCAGCAGCUGCUGUUGAUGCUGCAGCUGCUGCUUCCUUCGCUGCUUGGACGGCUGCAGGAGGAGCUGUCACCUUUUGGGUGUCUGACACCCUUCUCUGCCUGCAGUGUGCCCCCGCUAUUACUGGCGGAAGCUGAGUUGCUCGGCCGCUGCGUCCAGCUGCGGCAGCACCAGCAGCAGCCGCCGUUGCAGCAGCACUGGGAGCACAGGGAAGCCAGCCUUCCGUUGCAGCAACACGAGACAAGGGGUCUAGCAACACGCGUGCAAGAGACUCUAGAGGCCUUUAGGCUACGACACUUAAGACUGGGCCGCUAG